AUGUGGUCAAUUUGGGCUUGCUGGAAUGAUUUGGUCUGGAAAGACAUUGCGCCGUUGCCUUUUGCUGUGCGACGACAAGUUGAAGUGGUGAGUUCACUUUGGUUUGAUACAUACUCUAAAACAUCUACAUCUACUGUCAUUGAUACAAAUAGUGGUUCAUGGAUUCUUCUGCCAAUCAAUAAGCUUAAAUGCAAUGUUGAUGCAGCUAUUUUUUAUGAUGGGGCCGGAUUUGGUGCUGUUGUUCGGAACCAUGAAGGUAAAUUUGUUGCUGCCUAUGGUGCUCGGUUGGAGUGUGGUAGAGAUCCUUUCUUGGCUGAAUCAAUGGCGGUUAAAGAGGCACUAGCAUGGUUAAAGGCUCGUGGAUUUAAUAAUUUGUUGCUUGAGUUUGAUUGUCUAAGUUUUUGUUAUAGUUUUAACGCUACUUCUUUAGAUCUCUCUUGUGUUGGUUUGAUUGUAAUGCAAUGUCGGUCCAUUUCUUCUGACAUUGGGAACGUGUCUGUUCACCAUGUCAUGAGGUCAGCGAAUCACGUAGCUCAUGUGUUAGCACGGGCAACUGGUUCUUUGUCUAGUCUAGGGUCGUGGGUGUCUGUGCCUCCGAUUUGUAUCUCGCAUUUGAUUGAUUAUUAA
Messenger RNA from Ipomoea triloba (trilobed morning glory), 627 nucleotides. RefSeq lists its product as uncharacterized. The record is from RefSeq and is a predicted model, not a curated record. The transcript has a single exon. Gene Ontology annotation, molecular function: nucleic acid binding; RNA-DNA hybrid ribonuclease activity. Bases 1 to 627 code for a protein of 208 amino acids. Lineage: Eukaryota; Viridiplantae; Streptophyta; Magnoliopsida; Solanales; Convolvulaceae.